This is a messenger RNA of Spizellomyces punctatus DAOM BR117, 2149 nucleotides long. RefSeq lists its product as uncharacterized. The record is from RefSeq and is a predicted model, not a curated record. Lineage: Eukaryota; Fungi; Chytridiomycota; Chytridiomycetes; Spizellomycetales; Spizellomycetaceae. The coding region runs from base 1 to 2103 and encodes 700 amino acids. The transcript has 6 exons.
AUGGUAGAACCCUCAAGAGCACACGGUCUUCACACUGUGACCUCCCCAAUGCGGCCGGCUUCCACCGUAGGGCAGCCCAGCAGUAGCUCCAUUGGAACGUCGCCCGCCGAAAAAUCCGACCACCCCAAUCGAAGUAGUGUAAAACUUGCAAGACGGCCAGGACAUGCAGGAAAGGGAACCCAUCGACGAAAAAAAUGCAGCGCCGGCUUUUAUCUUGUUGCGGCAGGGUUGAGCCGAUACCCAUUGACCGUAUGUCUUCUAUGCUGGUCCUUUUGCAUCGCUAUUUUCGUAGGAUAUAUCAAUAUUCCUCUCGGGACUGUGGACGUUCACAACGGGGGACCACUGCACACUAUUCACGAAUGGGGAAAUAUCGGUAUCCUCCCCGCAGACUACUCUUUCCCGCUCAACUGGUGGAUGUACAAUGUUGUCUUUUUCCCCAUAUAUAUCCUUUCGACGGUGGGAUGUGUCGGAUUGGCCAUACAUAAUUUCUCGCCGUAUCUAUGGCCCCGUUCAUGGGGAGAUUUAGCCUGCUUUGGCAUUCCGCCUCUUGUCAUCACCGUCGUCAUGAACACCGUUGUGUGGUACUCUCCUCGCCAAGCGCUGGUAUCAAGCAAGCUAUGGGUAGUUUUCAAUACCCUUGUUUGCACAGGCUACGGAAUGCACUAUGCGGUUUUGAGGAAUAUGUGGGAGCGGAAGCAUUGGGAAGCCAAAAUGCGCUUGAUAGCAAAAACCGCGGAUAUCAGUCCUUUGGCUUCCCAUGUGAAUUCCAAACAUGUACGAAGCGUGAGUAAUGGUGUGGAAGAUGAAGAGGCCGGUGAAUGUGCAAAGGAGGUCAUCCCGCACCAUCUGGAAUCUCCGCAAACUGGAUCAGGACACGAUAUGGCGAUGCAUAAACUUGAAAACGAGCCUUUGCCGACCGUACAAAUUCUCUGGCUCUUAGUGUCGAUAUGCUUUGGAGCAUCAACGUACUUUAUCGGUCAAGUGUGGUCUUGGGCGUACUUUAAAACAACCCCCCAUCCUCUCUGGCUCGAUUUGGUUCUUAUCUACACAUUACGGUUGUUUAUUGUCGGUGUCACUACCAUUGGCACUAUCCUCCUGCAUGCAAAACUUGGACCACGGCACACAAUCUAUGCAUACACAUUUUUCUGUGAUAUGAUUUACUGGAUGCUCUAUAGGAAUGUCUUUACAGCGGCGUUCUCGUCGACUUGGACCAUCAUUCUAUUCGGAGCAAUCAAUUUCGUGCAGAGAGUCGCCUGGGUUACAUUCAGGACAUCUCGUUAUUAUCACCGUAUCAUGAUCUGGCUCAGCGACUGGAACAAAGCAGGCGUUCUGAAAGCCUUCUUUGCAGCUCAGCACGGCGUCUCAGAUUCUGCUAGUAUCAUGACCCGGACUGCAUCGGGAUCCAUGAGUAGUCUCGGUCUCGAUAUACUGGACGGUGAACUGGCAGAAUUUAAUAACCCCACCGAUGAGAACAAGGCCGACAGCGCUGUCAGAGGAAUUUCCGAGCCUAGCAUGGACCAAGAAGCAGGAAUGGCCAAUAGCGAAACCAAGUUUAGCACCCUAGAAAGGGCUGCGACGACGUCCAUUCCCAACAAACGCAACCACCUUCGAUCCACAGUCGCAAUCAAAUCAACCACCUCCGUCAAUCAAGUGAACGAUAAUACGCCAAAUAGUCGCUAUUCCCUUCCACCUCUCGGCGAGGCAACAGAAACAUGGUCUUACACAGAUUAUACCAAAGCCCAAGUACUGUUCCAGGCCUUCAACGCUGUCGCUCAACUCAUUACCAUGGUCUGCUUUGUGGUCUCGAUACCUGCGAUCAGACGUGGUCCAAAUGCGGGUGCAUACCCAUCUCUAACCAUCCUUCUCGACGACACUCGGUAUCGACGAGUGAUGUUUGAAACACUCUCGACGUUUGUAUCUGAAGUGUUGGGUUCUUUGGUGGGAUUCUGGCUUGUGCAUCGGAUGACGGGACGAAAGAUUUGGCAGGAAUGGGUGAAAUUUGUUAGUAGAAAUCCUCGCACGUUUGUGCUUACCAUGGUGAUGGCGAUUCAUGUUCUCAUGGACUCGGCAGUCAUGUUGGUCAAUCUCGAGUUUGACCCAUAACACCUUGUAGAUAUAUUUACUAUUGACGCUAAUGAUAUUUUUGGAG